AAGAUGGCCGCGGAGCUGUACCCGGCCGCCGGCGCCGCGGCCGCCACCGCCACGGACAUCGCCAACAGCAACGCCGCCGCCGCCGCCGGCAGGAAGGGCCCACCCAGCGCGCCGCCUCCCGCCCCGCCGCCGCCCGCGCCCGCGCCGCCCGCGCCCGACAACAACAACUUGGAGAGCCCCAACUGGCAGUCCUUCCACCCGACCCUGCGCGAGAGGAACGCGCUGAUGUUCAACAACGAGCUCAUGGCCGACGUGCACUUCAUCGUGGGGCCCCCGGGGGCAGCCCGCAGGGUGCCUGCCCACAAGUAUGUCUUGGCGGUCGGGAGCUCCGUCUUCUAUGCCAUGUUCUACGGCGACCUGGCAGAAGUCGAGGCAGAAAUCCACAUCCCCGACGUGGAGCCUGCAGCUUUUCUGAUCUUGUUAAAGUACAUGUACAGUGACGAGAUCGACCUGGAAGCCGACACGGUGCUGGCCACCCUCUACGCUGCCAAGAAGUACAUCGUCCCCGCUCUAGCAAAAGCCUGUGUCAAUUUCCUGGAGACGAGUCUGGAAGCCAAGAACGCCUGCGUCCUGCUGUCCCAGAGCCGGCUGUUUGAGGAGCCGGAGCUGACCCAGCGCUGCUGGGAGGUCAUCGAUGCACAAGCCGAGAUGGCCCUGAGGUCUGAAGGCUUCUGCGAAAUCGACUGGCAGACGCUGGAAAUCAUCGUGACACGGGAGGCGCUCAACGCCAAGGAGGCGGUGGUCUUCGAGGCCGUCCUGCACUGGGCCGAGGCAGAGUGCAAGAGACAGGGCUUGCCGGUCACCCCGCGCAACAAGAGGCACGUCUUGGGGCCUGCCCUCUACCUGGUCCGAAUUCCCACCAUGACCCUGGAGGAGUUUGCCAACGGCGCCGCCCAGUCGGACAUCCUGACCCUGGAGGAGACCCACGACAUCUUCCUGUGGUACACGGCGGCCAACAAGCCGCUCCUCAGCUUCCCGCUGACCAAGAGGCAGGGCCUGGCCCCGCAGCGGUGCCACCGCUUCCAGUCUUCCGCCUACCGCAGCAACCAGUGGCGCUACCGCGGGCGCUGUGACAGCAUCCAGUUUGCCGUGGACAGGAGGGUGUUCAUCGCGGGGCUGGGCCUAUACGGGUCCAGCUCCGGGAAAGCCGAAUACAGCGUCAAGAUCGAACUGAAGCGGCUGGGGGUGCUCCUGGCUCAGAACCUGACCAAGUUUGUGUCGGACGGCUCCAGCAACACCUUCUCGGUGUGGUUUGAACACCCCGUGCAGGUGGAACAGGACAGCUUCUACACGGCCAGUGCCGUACUGGAUGGCAGCGAGCUCAGCUACUUUGGGCAGGAGGGCAUGACCGAAGUACAGUGCGGGAAGGUGACCUUCCAGUUCCAGUGCUCCUCGGACAGCACCAACGGGACCGGGGUCCAGGGUGGGCAGAUCCCCGAGCUCAUCUUCUAUGCCUGAACUGCCGAGGGGUAGCCCAGACGCGCUAGGACGCGCACCAGCAGGAGGCCUUUCUCUGCAGCCGGCCCCGCCGGGGAGGGACGUGCAGCAGACUGUGCGACCCCUUCUCCCCCUUGCCAGCUGCCUUACCAACAGCAUUAAAGGCUUCGCUU
Neomonachus schauinslandi (Hawaiian monk seal) is the source of this 1610-nucleotide messenger RNA. RefSeq names its product BTB domain containing 6 (gene BTBD6). Bases 4 to 1458 code for a protein of 484 amino acids. The record is from RefSeq and is a predicted model, not a curated record. Lineage: Eukaryota; Metazoa; Chordata; Mammalia; Carnivora; Phocidae. Gene Ontology annotation, cellular component: cytosol. The transcript has 4 exons. Gene Ontology annotation, molecular function: protein binding. Gene Ontology annotation, biological process: neurogenesis.